CCACCGGACUGCUGCCAUUUGAAUUUUUGUUGCCAGCAGACUUGUUCCUUUGCACUGGCAAUGGACUGCCGCCUUUUUUAAGAUCUAUAAAGCAGCCUAAUUAGAUUUCCAACACGGCCAGCAUCUUUCUCUUUCAAAUCCGUUGUUAAUGUCAUUGAUCCAGUUUGUCCAGUCGUCAUUACAGUCUCCAUAGCAUUCAAGGGUUCAGGAAAUUAGACCACUGUUGAAAUGCAUUUUCAAAUUAGUCGACACAGAGGUGAGACAAACACUUGAUCUGAGUCUUGACAGAAAAAAAAAUGAUGGUGUGUGAUACACACGCUGCACAGGUUUUAAUGAGCAAGGACACUGGACAGUCGAAGCUGGGGGCACUGUGCAAACAACACACAACACAAAGGGAUAAAAAAACAAACACAGUAAGUCCUCUAUCCUGCCUCAAAUGCAAGUGUACUGCACAAUAAAAAAGGGAGGAAAACAACAUAUAACAUUCAAAUAUACUUAUUAUAGACCAGAGGCAGCUACUUCAGCACCCCCACUUCCCACGUCAAUUUUAAUGAGUGUCAGGCGUGUGAUUGAUUGAAUUCAUGUAAAUGACUAAUGAUUCAAAGAAGAUAUGACUAACUGACGGAUGAUUGAUUAGUAUAGUAUAUAUGCCUGUAUUUUGAGAUUUUGCAACAAAUGUCAUACAAAUCUUUCUAAGGGUGCCUGAAAAAUUGCUUUGGAAGUAUUUAACUCUUCACAACCAAAAGACUAUAAUAACUAAAAGACAGUCCUGAAUGAGACCGAAUCCUGGAAUCAGUUCUUGCAGUUUUACUUACAAAAUAAAUCGUAAAGGCAACGUAAAGUGUUUUACCACCAAGCCGCAGUUUCACAUAGGCCUAUUCGAUAACAGAUCCAUUUACCGGCAGGGAAAGCAACCCUGUUUUUUUCCCCCCAACAUCUAUAUUUACCACAGAGGCAUAGGUAACGCAGUAUAGCCGUUUGUCCUCUUUGUACUUGCAUGAAUCGUUGUGUGACUGUGUGUUAACCCCUCUGUGGCUCACACAACAAAACAAUGGAGUCCCAAAGCAAAGUGCUGACAUGAGUCCAGCCGUGCCUGCCCCCCGGCCCCUGACACCCGUGGGUGUAUAUAUACCCCCAUACACAUCGUCUCUGCAGACCGUUCAGUGGAACCCUGCGACACACAGCUCACCAGUUUGGGUAGGUCACACCAGUUAAAGUAGUUAACAAUACAGUACAGUUUCCCAAUCUGGACAUGAUGCAGUAUGGGCCUCUAACUCAACAUAUCAACUAACAACAGGGUGUCUUAAUUGAUCAGAGUGAAGACCGAGUGGUUGUUUAUUACCCUUCAUGCAAGUAGGAGAGUCAUUUUAUAGGUUUUUAUAGGCUUAUACUGUUGUAUCUUCUCAGAGUUCAUUGUGCAACACAGUAAACAGUGAAGUACAAGCCUCAGAGAAAGCUAAAAUGCCACCCGGAGUAUCAAACAGAAUAAUUAAUAGGUAGUUAUUUAUAACUUAUAGAGAUUUGUUUUUAGCGGCUUUUUUUUCCAUCCCCACCCUGACUGUCUGUGUAUUUCCCCACAGGUAGUGCUGAAAAAGAGGACAAAAUGGCUCUGACAAACCCCGUGCCCAUGGGCCCUUGGAAGGUCACUGUGUACGAUCAGGAGUACUUCCAGGGCAGGCGUGUGGAGUUCACCGCCAGCUGCCAGAACAUCAUGGAGUGUGGGAUGGAGAACAUCCGCUCCCUGAAGGUCGAGUGCGGCGCCUGGGUGGGCUACGAGCACUCCAGCUUCUGCGGCCAGCAGUUUGUCCUGGAGAAGGGAGACUACCCUCGCUUUGAGGCCUACAGUGGCAGUAACUCCUACCGCAUUGAGAGGAUGAUCUCCUUCAGGCCCAUUUGCUGUGCCAACCACAAGGAAUCCCGCAUGACCAUCUUUGAGCAGGAGAACAUGCUGGGUCGUCAGUUCGAGCUGUCUGAUGACUACCCCUCCCUGCAGGCCAUGGGCUGGAUAAACAAAGAGGUUGGAUCCAUCCAAAUUCCAAGUGGAGCCUUUGUGUGCUACCAGUACCCUGGCUACCGUGGCCAACAGUACAUCUUGGAGUCUGACUGUCGUGGAGGAGAGUACAAGAGUUACCGCGAGUUUGGCUCCCACGCCCAGAGUCCCCAGAUUCAGUCCAUCAGGAGGAUCCAGCACUGAGAGGGGAGCGUUUCCUUUACACUUCCUCAUCUCCUCUCCUCCUCCUCCUCCUCCUCUCCCUCCUCCUGCACUUCCAUCCCUCCUUCUGUUCCUCCUCUCCCCCAACCUCCAUCUCCACGGCUCCAGUGGUCCGACUGGUAAAAGCAGGAUCCCGAGCUGGUCUUCAGGUGCUUACUGAUGUCAGUUGUUUACAGCACUUUUUGUUUUUUAAAAAAACAUCACAAAAGAAAGGAAAGAUGCAAGAAAGACAGAAAAUAGGAAUGACAUUAUGAAGAGAGAAAGUUGAAUCAGUGUGAAAGAGAAGCCUCAUCUGCUGAGGUUGGCUGCAGAGCGGUGAAAACACCUCAAAGUUUUUGCUCUUUUUCAUCUCUACCAUUGAUGGCAUCAUCAACAUCAACAUCAUCAUCAUCAUCAUCAUCAUCAUCAUCAUCGUCAUUGUCUUCUACAUCAACACAAUAACCAGUGAUACCUGUGAUAUCCUUGACUGCCUAUGUUCAAGAUGAUGAAUAAAGAGA
Messenger RNA from Xiphias gladius (swordfish), 2709 nucleotides. RefSeq names its product beta-crystallin A3-like. The record is from RefSeq and is a predicted model, not a curated record. The transcript is spliced from 5 exons. Gene Ontology annotation, molecular function: structural constituent of eye lens. Gene Ontology annotation, biological process: visual perception; lens development in camera-type eye. NCBI's taxonomy places the organism in Eukaryota, Metazoa, Chordata, Actinopteri, Istiophoriformes, Xiphiidae. Bases 1604 to 2194 code for a protein of 196 amino acids.